Molecule: messenger RNA, 4272 nt
Organism: Boleophthalmus pectinirostris (great blue-spotted mudskipper)
Lineage: Eukaryota; Metazoa; Chordata; Actinopteri; Gobiiformes; Gobiidae
Product: semaphorin-3F-like
Exons: 18
Coding region: 502-2715 (737 amino acids)
Biological process (GO): negative chemotaxis; negative regulation of axon extension involved in axon guidance; semaphorin-plexin signaling pathway
Molecular function (GO): chemorepellent activity; semaphorin receptor binding
Source: RefSeq, a predicted model, not a curated record
GUGUGUGUGGCAGUGACAGGGUUAAUCAUACCCAUAUGGUGUACCAAGAGGUUUCCAAUGCUGCUGUGGGCCAAGAGCAGCCGAGAGGAAGGCAGGGGAGGGGGCAGAACAGACUGGAGAGGACAGCGGGACACACUCACUCCAACACCUGCAACCUGCUCUCCAUUUGCGCUUCAACUCCCUGGAAAAAAGGAUAAACCAACUACAUUCAACACAACUUUUUUGAAAAUCAGAUCAACCAAAGCUUUAAAGAAGACAUGUUUUAACCGUGAAGUAUUAGUUGGUUGCUUUUACUUCGGAUUUUACUAACCAAACUGGAUACGGUCCUGUAGCGUUCACGGAGAGAUUUAUAAGCGGCUCCGAAUGUCUCCGAAAGCGGGGGAAUGUAGCGCUAACAUCCCCUGAAGAAGUUUGCCUGGUUCUCCCGAGGCUAAAAAGAAGUGGGCUCGUUGAAAAGGCAAAGUUGGGAAAGCAAGAUUUAGAUCUCUGUGGUCUACCUGCAUGACUGUUGCCAUGACAGCGGCUGGACUCCUCCUCCUGGCCGUGUGUGUGUGCAAAGGUCUGGCCCUGCAGUCUGCUCCCAGGGUCCGACUCUCCUUCAAAGAGCUCAUGGACACCCGAGCAGCACGUCCUUUCAGUUUCUCCUUUAACACCAGUGACUACCGCAUUCUGCACAUGGACCAGGACCAGGGCCGCCUCUACCUGGGCAGCCGCGAGUACCUGGUGGCCCUCGACAUGCACAAUGUCAACAAGGAGCCUCUCAUAAUCCACUGGCCAGCGUCAGCUAAGAGAAAGGGAGAAUGCCAGAUGACAGGAAAGGGAAAACAGGGUGAAUGUGCCAACUUUGUACGAAUGAUUGAACCAUGGAACCGCACCCACCUGUACACUUGUGGAACGGGGGCUUACCAGCCCAUCUGCACUUUCAUCAACCGGGGCUGGAGAGCAGAGGACUACCUGUUUCGACUGGUCCCUGGAUAUGUAGACUCUGGAAAGGGAAAAUGCUCCUACGAUCCCAAGCAAGAAAAUGCUGCAACUUUGAUCAAUGGUAACCUAUACGCAGGUGUCCACAUAGACUUCAUGAGCACAGAUGCGGCGUUGUUUAGGACUAUGGGAGGGAGGACAGCUAUCAGGACAGAACAGUACGACUCAAGGUGGCUCAACGAGCCGGUGUUUGUUCAGAUCCAGCAGAUACCUGACAGCGCAGAAAGAAAUGAUGACAAACUGUACAUCUUUUUCCGUGAGAAGAGCCUGGAUUCAAACGGAGCCAGCCCCAGCGUUUUAGCGCGAGUGGGACGAGUGUGUCUGAAUGAUGAGGGUGGGCAGAAGUCCUUGGUGAACCGGUGGACCACGUUUCUCAAAGCCAGACUUAUCUGCUCCGUGAUCGGGGAAGAUGGAGUGGAGACGAGAUUUGAUGAACUACGGGACGUGUUCAUUCAACCCACUCAGGACGAACGCAACCCAAUGGUGUAUGCUCUCUUCACCACAGCAGGUUCUGUGUUUAAGGGUUCUGCAGUUUGUGUGUACUCGAUGUCCGACAUCCGAAAUGUUUUCAACGGCCCCUUCGCCCACAAGCAUGGCCACAAUUACCAAUGGACCGAAUACACGGGCAAGAUCCCCUACCCACGACCUGGGACGUGCCCGGGAGGAACCUUUACUCCUGGCAUCCGCUCCUCCAAGAACUUUUCAGAUGAGGCUGUGAAUUUCAUCAGGGCCCAUCCCCUCAUGUUUCACCCCGUCUACCCGAUACAUCGACGCCCCCUGGUGGUGAGGACAGGCGUGGAUUAUCGUUACACUGCUCUCGUGGUGGACCAAGUCGAUGCAGUGGAUGGACGUUAUGAGGUGCUGUUUUUGGGAACAGAUCGAGGAACUGUGCAAAAAGUCAUCGUUCUGCCUAAAGACCCGACCACAAUGGAGGUGCUGACACUGGAGGAAGUCGAAGUGUUCAGGACUCGAGCCGCUGUCAAGACAAUGAAGCUUUCGUCAAAAAGACAACAGCUGUAUGUAUCGUCGGACGCAGGGCUGACCCAGGUGUCGCUGCACCGCUGUGGAGUGUAUGGACGGGCCUGUUCCGACUGUUGCCUUGCCCGGGACCCUUACUGCGCCUGGGACGGCGAAAGCUGCUCUGCGUUUACCCCGUCCACAAAGAGGAGGAGCAGAAGACAGGAUGUAAAACAUGGAGAUCCACUGAGGCAAUGCAGGGGUUUCAAUGCUAAAGUGGAAAAGCGUCUAAAGGAGACAGUUCAGUUUGGGGUGGAGGGCAGCAGCACGUUUCUGGAGUGUCAGCCUCGCUCUCCUCAGGCCACAGUCAAAUGGCUUUACCAAAGGGAGGGCAAAAGGAAACUGCUGAAUCGAGUCGGAGGAGUUUUAAAGACCAACCACGGAAUCCUGUUAAAAUCCCUCAACCAAUCCGACGCAGGGUUGUACCACUGCCUAGCAACAGAGAAUAACUUCAAACACACAGUGGCUCGUGUCGCUCUCCGUAUCUUAGACCGGGAUAUCGUUUUAGCUCUGACAGGUCAGGACGAGGACGAAGAACCCAAAACACGCCACCCUCCUCAUCCUCAGCAGUCCCUCUCGUCCACACCGUUCCCCCCAGAGAUCAGACUGAUAAACCAGUACUGCCAGUCGUAUUGGGAGCAACUCAGUCCGAAACAACAGCAGAGAAAGCGCACCAGUCGGAGGCACACAGAAGGCCAGGACCAGGGCUUGGGCUAGAACCAAACAGAACAUUUUGGACUGAGUUGGACCCACGCAUGCUCAUGUCUCACCUCGGCCCCAAAGGUGAAGCCUCAUGCUGUCCAUAGAGUACUGUCAGUGGUUUUAUAUGUGUCAGAUCUAUCCAAAAUAAUAUAUGUAAAGAUUUGUAUAUUUGAUUUUUACUUCGACUUUUUAUUGUUUUGCUGGUAAGGUUUAUGCUAUUUCAUUGGAUUAAAGGUGCACUGUGUAACUUUUCUGGUGGAGAAAUUAUGUUGUUACUGCUUUGUCUGUAAUAUUCCACAGUAUGGCAUUAAAGUGUUUCCUUGGUGUAAUGUAAUUUCUCAAACCAUGUAAACACCUCAUUCAAAACUCGAUAAAUAUGUUUAAUGCUGUACUGUUGCAUAUCCUAAAAAGCAAUAACAUCUUCUAAGAGACAAGUGAGUGACGUGCCCUCUGAUGGAAAUGUUACACACUGCAUCUUUAUCAUGUUUCUAUUGCAUGAGAUUCAAAUCAAACUUUGGUCAUACACUGCAAAAAAAUUUAAAACUGACUGAAUUCAGAAUACCAGUCUUUGUUUUUUGUAGUUUUGAAUAGGUUAUAUUUAAUUGCUUACAUCACUUAGAUUAUUUCACUUGCUUUGAGAUAUUUCUGGCUUUUUAAAAUGUAUUUAAUCUUAUCCCAUUGGUAAAAAAAAAAAAAGUUCAUUUAAAUAAGAAGCAAUGCAUUGAAAAAGUUAUGACCAUGUACAAAUAAGUCAAAUAAUAUGUCAAUCAAGUAAAUCAAUUUGUUCUAGUUUAACCAAUUUAAAAAUUGAAUUCUGAAUACAAGUCAUUUUAACUUGACAUCAUUUUUUUGCAGUGUAAGCAGCUAUCAGCAACUUUCACCGGCUCGACAUGUGUCAGCAGGCUCUUUCUACGUAUAAGCCAGCACUUUUAAUACUCAUCCAUCUCAGCAAAACAAAGACAUUUUUGUACAAAGCACAAACUGAAACAACAUGGGAUCAUAAAAAGUGGUUUCAUUAUGGUGGUUCUUGUGGUCAUGUUUUUGAAAAUAGGAAAUAGUUGUACUUUACUUCCUACCACAGUAAUUGCAUGGUAAUUUCUUAGAAAUAGCUUUACUGGGUAGACUGUAUAACUAGGAUACAUACCCUGUUUACUCACUGCACUAACAGUGCCCGUUUAAAUGUGUUAUCACCAUGUACUACAAUAAUAGUUAAUUUUAGAAUUGCUGAGGAAUUAUUAGAAUUUUUAUUACAUCUAGAUUAGAAAUUUUUAGUUUGGUGCUUUUUAAUUAAGAGAUCUACAACCAAUCUCCUGUCAGCAAAAGCAUUUUAGUAUGUUACAUUAUUUUUAAAAACAGUCUUGUUCAGUGCAUAAAAUGGAUUCAUGUGUUUUAAUAGGCAAAAAUAAAUUAAUAAACAAAUAAACAAAAAUCAUGAUUGAUCAAUACGAGGGAAAAUAUAGUAAUAUUUUUGCUAUAGUGUUCAACAUUGCUUUUAGUUCCAUGCUAUUUCCAUCCUAUUACCAUUGCUAUUACUGUGCUGUUAAGUAAGUGCUACCCAGUAAAUAGUUAAGA